CCAGUUAGUAAUCAGUGACUGAGUUACUAAGCAUCAGAUUCAGUAUUCAAAUCGGAAGAUUCCGCAGCAUUAUAUAUUAAUAUAUUGGAUUGUCUGAAAAAACAAGAUCAAUUUUUCGAAAAAAUGUAAAGACGACAUUUCUAUGUGUGGUAUAUUCUUGUAUUUUCCUCGUGUAUACAAAAUGUCUGACGUAAGCCAUACAAAACUAUAUGUGAAGGUAAAGCACGCCGAAAAAGGAACCUGCACAAAAAAACGCUUGCCAUUUUAUAAACAAUUACGUGAAAUUUCGAGAUAAAAAUUUUGAUAAAAAAAGAUUAACGAACCAGCCUACGCAAAGUUGUGAGACAAGUACCGUUGAAUUGAACGCGAAAUAUCAUCAAAAUUGUUCGAAAUGCGAUUAUUUGUUUGCGACACGCUCACCAUACACCGAAAAAUAAUUAUUAUCACACUGUUCACAUCCUUACUCUACCUAGAGCUAUCAGUCGAUAUCCGACUAUGCUAAAAGACAGUAGCGUUUUAAUAAUUUUCGAUCAGAUCUUGCGUUUAUAGAGUCCAAUCCAACAACGCGCGCUCAAAUUCGCCAAUUUUUUCAUUAAUAUCUCGAAAUUUUACGUAGUUAUUUGCGAAAUACUAGAGCUCUUCAUGCUCAGGUUAACAUGUUCUACUUUCACAUGUAUGCUUUUGUAUACCUUGCGUCAAACACUGUAUACAGGGUGUCCCGAACCUCCAUGAUGACCCUUGGUGAGAACGUAGAAUGGAUUGAGGUGAUAUUUUAUCAAGGAAACAGACAUUUUACAUAUUAUUCUCUUCAACUCAAUAUGGUAAAUCCGAGGAAAUACAUCCAAACAGACAAUCUAUCACAUUCUACCAUACAACAUUUACUUGAGGAGUUUGAAGAAGAAUUAGUAUGUAUGUCAGGAAAGGGUAUAGAUAUUGGUUGCGGUCCCGGUGACGUUACAAGACAUACUCUCUUACCCGCACUCCACCCAAACGCGGUAGUCAUUGGUACUGAUGUGUCGAAGGACAUGAUCGAAUAUGCCAAGGAAUUACACGCUGACGAAGAACGACUCAAAUUCGAAAUUCUCGAUAUUCAAACUAAACAUCUGCCUGAAAAACACAUUUCUGAAUAUGAUCACGUAUUCUCAUUUCACGCUUUGCAUUGGUGCGCUGAUAUGCGACAAGUAUUUGAGAAUAUCUAUCGCUUACUUCGACCUGACGGAACUGUGCUAAUAUUAAUGGUAAUAUCUCACGACGUAUUUGAUAUUUUACAUAAAUUGUCGCAAGACGAUCGAUAUACGUCAUACAUAAAGCAUGCGAAUAAUUUCAUUCCUGAAUUCCACAAUUCGGACCAUCCCCAUAAAGAUCUAAAAGCAUUAUUCAAAAGUGUUGGGUUUAAUGUCCAUCACUGCAGUCAUCGAGAGAGAACCUAUUCUGCUAAUGACGCACAGGAAUUACCAGAAUUUUUAUUCUCUUUCAUAACACAAUUUUUUGAGGACAUGCCUCAUGACCGAAUAGCAGAAUUAAAAGAUGAGUUUACACAGGAAUAUACGAAAAGAAGAUUUUUCCAUAAGCGGGGAUACAAUCGAAAUGAAAAAAUUGCAUCAGAUCUACACGAAAUAUUAAUAGUUUAUGCGGAAAAGGAUAAUGACGUUGAAAAUAUUCGUAAAUUGUAACCAUGUCACGUCGUCAAUGAUUGCACAUAAUAAGGCAUAUUUGCAUCUAUAUUUUACAAUCAUAAUUAUUGCAUUACACGAUUAGUUGAUUGUUAGGAUUAAAAUAGAUUUAAUAAUGCUUAUACAGUAGCGCUCAAAAGUUUUUUGACAAAUAGUGUUUUGUAAAGUAUUUUAUUAAUAAUAAUAAUAAUAUAUAUGUAUUAACCUUUAUAAUAUAAACUUUGCACAUAAUAUCACAUGUUAACAACAAAAUUAACUUUUAUCAAUUACUAAACAAAUAUAACAUAAACAAAACUUUACUUUAUCAUGG
This is a messenger RNA of Odontomachus brunneus, 1983 nucleotides long. RefSeq names its product juvenile hormone acid O-methyltransferase-like. Bases 657 to 1673 code for a protein of 338 amino acids. The record is from RefSeq and is a predicted model, not a curated record. NCBI's taxonomy places the organism in Eukaryota, Metazoa, Arthropoda, Insecta, Hymenoptera, Formicidae. The transcript is spliced from 6 exons.